Molecule: messenger RNA, 4368 nt
Organism: Candidozyma auris
Lineage: Eukaryota; Fungi; Ascomycota; Pichiomycetes; Serinales; Metschnikowiaceae
Product: DNA-directed RNA polymerase III core subunit RPO31
Exons: 1
Coding region: 1-4368 (1455 amino acids)
Biological process (GO): DNA-templated transcription
Molecular function (GO): DNA binding; DNA-directed RNA polymerase activity
Source: RefSeq, a predicted model, not a curated record
AUGAAAGACGUCGUCGUUGACGUGGCGCCCAAGUGCAUCAAGGGCCUUGAAUUCAGCGCUCUCUCGUCCAAAGAGAUCGUGGCGCAGUCCGAGGCCGAGGUCACCACUAGAGACCUCUACGACUUGGAAAAGGGCAGACAAGUCAAGGAAAGUGGUGCUUUGGACACACGAAUGGGAACCUCGUCCAACGCAGUCGAGUGUGCUACGUGCCAUGGUAACUUGGCUCUGUGCCACGGUCAUUUUGGCCACGUUCGCUUAGCACUUCCUGUGUUUCACGUGGGUUACUUCAAGCAGAUCAUCAGAGUGCUCCAGUGUAUCUGUAAGCUGUGUGGAGCGGUGUUGUUGGACCAGAACACGAAACGCAAGUUCUUGGCCGACUUGAGACGCCCCAAUAUUGACAAUUUGCGCAGAAUGAAAAUCUUGAACAAAGUGGUGGACCAGUGCAAAAAACAGAGAAGGUGCUUGCAGUGUAACCAUGUCAACGGCGUGGUGAAGAAAGCUGCGAGUGGCGCUGGACCGGCUGCUUUGAAAAUUUUUCACGACACCUUCAGGUUCAUUGGCAAGAAGCCUACUCCUGAAAAGGAGUUCUGGGAUAAGGAGUUUGACGAGGUGUUUAUGAGGAAUCCAGAGCUCGAGAAAUUUGCAAAGAGAGUGUAUGAGGACUUGAAUCCGCUCAAGGUUUUGAAUUUAUUCAAGCAGGUGUCGCCUCUUGAUUGUGAGCUUUUCGGCAUUGACGCCUCCAAGGGCGGCAGACCUGAAACGUACAUUUGGCGCUACUUGCCUGCUCCUCCCGUGUGUAUACGACCUUCGGUGAUGAUGGACGCUCAGUCCAACGAGGACGAUUUGACGGUGAAAUUGACCGAGAUCGUCUGGACCUCCUCCCUCAUCAAGGCAGGUAUCGAGAAAGGUAUCUCUAUUAAUAACAUGAUGGAACAGUGGGACUUUUUGCAGCUUUCGGUCGCCAUGUAUAUCAACUCCGAUGCAGCAAACCCGGCGCUACUACCUGGGAACAUGGGCCUGGGCCUGAAAAGUGCCAAACCAAUCAGAGGCUUCUGUCAGAGAUUAAAGGGUAAGCAGGGUCGUUUCAGAGGUAAUCUUUCCGGUAAGAGAGUCGACUUUUCAGGUCGUACAGUUAUUUCGCCAGAUCCAAAUUUGAAAAUUGAUGAAGUUGCCGUUCCCGAUCGAGUGGCCAAAGUGUUGACCUACCCUGAAAAGUGUACUCGAUACAACCGUCAAAAAUUGCAGAAAUUGAUUCUCAACGGCCCCAAUGUGCAUCCGGGUGCUAACUACAUUUUGAAGCAGAAUGAGGUUGCCAAACGCAACUUGAAGUUCGGUGACAGGGUCAAGCUUGCCAAGAAUCUCCGAAUCGGCGACGUCGUUGAGCGUCACAUUGAAGACGGUGAUGUUGUUCUUUUCAACAGACAGCCUUCUUUGCAUAGACUUUCCAUCUUGUCUCACUACGCCAAGGUCAGACCAUGGAGAACCUUCAGACUCAACGAGUGUGUUUGUACGCCAUACAACGCUGAUUUUGAUGGUGACGAGAUGAACUUGCAUGUUCCUCAAACUGAGGAAGCCAGAGCUGAAGCCAUCAACUUAAUGGGGGUGAAAAACAACCUUUUGACGCCAAAGUCUGGUGAGCCUAUCAUUGCUGCUACUCAGGAUUUCAUCACUGGCUCGUAUAUUAUCUCCCACAAGGAUUCUUUCUUCGAUAGAGCUUCUUUGGUUCAGCUCUUGCUGAUGAUGUCAGACGCAGACUUGCAUUUUGACAUUCCUCCACCGGCUAUCUUCAAGCCCGUGGCUCUUUGGACAGGUAAGCAGGUAUUUUCCCUCUUGAUCAGACCCAACAAAAAAUCCAAAGUUGUCAUCAAUGUGGAUGCAAAGAACAAGACUUUCCAUCCUCCCGCUAAAGGUCUUCCGAACGAAAUGUCGCCCAACGAUGGUUUUGUGGUGAUCAGGGGAUCCCAAAUUCUCAGCGGUGUCAUGGAUAAGUCCACAUUGGGUGAUGGUAAAAAGCACUCUGUGUUUUAUACAAUUCUCAGAGACUACGGUCCUGAUGAGGCAGCAAAUGCCAUGAAUAGAAUGGCCAAGCUUUGUGCCCGUUUUCUCGGAAACCACGGUUUCUCCAUUGGUAUUAAUGAUGUCACACCAGGUUCUGAUCUUAAGCUGAAGAAAGAGUACAUGGUUGAGCAAGCCUACGCCAAGUGUGAUGAGCUCAUUGAUCUUUACAACAGGGGUAAGUUGGAAACACAACCUGGCUGUAACGAAGAGCAGACGUUGGAAGCGAAAAUCAGUGGUUUGCUUUCCAAAGUUCGUGAAGAAGUCGGUGACGUCUGUAUCAGAGAGCUUGAUUCCCUCAACUCUCCAUUGAUCAUGGCUACAUGUGGUUCCAAAGGUUCCACGUUAAAUGUUUCGCAGAUGGUCGCUGUUGUGGGUCAGCAAAUUAUCUCGGGUAACAGAGUGCCUGAUGGUUUCCAGGACAGAUCCUUGCCCCACUUCACGAAAAUGUCGAAGACACCCCAGUCCAAGGGUUUUGUACGGAACUCUUUCUUCAGCGGUUUGAGUCCUCCAGAGUUUCUUUUCCACGCUAUUUCGGGUAGAGAAGGUUUGGUUGAUACUGCCGUGAAGACUGCCGAAACAGGUUAUAUGUCUAGACGUCUUAUGAAGUCUCUUGAGGAUCUUUCUGCUCUGUAUGAUCAGACGGUGAGAAACUCGCUGAAUGGUAUCGUUCAGUUCACUUAUGGUGGUGAUGGCUUGGAUCCUUUGGACAUGGAGGGCGAUGCUCAGCCAGUAAACUUUAACAGACAGUGGGAUCAUGCGUUUAACGUCACUUUUGACAUCAGCGAUAGAAGCUUGAGACCAUAUGAAAUUAUGGAUGUUGUAGACAACGUCCUCAGGCCAUUGGAGGACAAGCUCGUGAGGUACGACAACCUUGGAAGGGUUGUUGAUGUUGAUAUUGGUGAUCGUGUGGAGUUGAUCGACCAGAAGGAUGCCGAGAGAUCUUUCUACAAGUCACUUCGUGAAUAUGUGCAUAAGAAGGCUACUCAACUUGCCCAGUACAGAGAGAAUAAGCACUUGAGACCAUACUUGACGAAGAUCGAUGAUGAUGUUGACAUGGAUGUGGACGAGGUAGAAGACGAGGUCAACACCCAUGCUGUCAAUCAAUUGCUCAAGAUAUCGGAAAAAUGUGUGAUUGAGUUCCUCAACCAGUGCUUCUACAAGUACAAGAGGGCCAAGGUUGAACCAGGCACCGCAGUGGGUGCGAUUGGUGCACACUCUAUCGGUGAGCCAGGUACUCAGAUGACGUUGAAGACAUUCCACUUUGCUGGUGUGGCGUCCAUGAACGUCACGUUGGGUGUGCCCCGUAUCAAAGAAAUCAUCAACGCCGCAAAGGUCAUUUCCACGCCGAUUAUCAACUCUGUAUUGGUCAACGACGACGAUGAGGUUGCUGCGAGAGUUGUCAAAGGAAGAAUAGAGAAAACCUUGCUUCGAGAUGUUGCAUUCUACAUUGAGGAUGUCUACAAAAAUGACAUGGCAUUCUUGUCGAUCAAGAUUGAUCUCAAAACUAUCGAAAAGCUCCAGUUGGAGUUGACUUUGGACAACAUUCGCCAGGCUAUCGCCAACGCUCCUAAACUUAAGAUCGCCAACAACGAAGUGUCCAUCUAUGGUAAAGACAGGAUCAACGUUUUGGUGACCCACAGAGAGCUGAAGCUGGAGAGCUUGGCCAAGACAGCGCUGUCAGACUACAGAUUGGCCGAGGCCAACACCACGCUUUUCUUCAGAAUGCAGCAUCUCAAAAGAGCUCUUCCCGACGUUGUCAUCAAGGGUCUUCCCAACAUCUCACGUGCUGUAAUCAACAUUCGUGACGACGGCAAGAAGGAGUUGUUGGUGGAGGGCUAUGGCUUGAAACAAGUGAUGGCCACAGACGGUGUGGUGGGAACCAAGACUACCACUAACCACAUCUUGGAGGUGUACGAGACCCUUGGUAUCGAAGCAGCAAGAUCCUCCAUCAUUGGCGAAAUAGACUACACCAUGUCCAAGCACGGUAUGAGCGUGGAUCCUAGACACAUUCAGCUUUUGGGAGAUGUGAUGACCUACAAGGGUGAGGUGUUGGGUAUUACCAGAUUUGGUCUUUCUAAAAUGAGAGAUUCUGUGUUGCAGCUUGCUUCGUUCGAGAAGACCACGGAUCACUUGUUUGACGCUGCCUUCUUCAUGAAGAACGAUAAGAUCGAGGGUGUUUCCGAAUGUAUCAUUUUGGGCCAGACCAUGGGAAUUGGAACCGGUGCAUUCAAAAUGGUGAAGACGUCUAAUUAUGACGAGAGCAAAAUGAAGCCGAAGGAGACUCUUUUCGAGAGUCUUUGCGUGGCCUAG